GAUUUGUUUUUUGUUGGUGAGCCUGGCCCUGUGCUUUACUUUCUUCCUGCUCCGCUCCCGGCACCAGCUCCCCCGGCGGAGGGAGGCGGGACCCGCGCAGCAUGGCGUCCGCACUGGAGCAGUUCGUCAAUAGCGUGAGGCAGUUGUCCUCUCAAGGACAAAUGACCCAGUUAUGUGAGCUAAUCAACAAGAGUGGCGAGCUGCUGGCGAAAAACCUCUCCCAUUUAGAUACAGUGCUGGGUGCCCUAGAUGUCCAGGAACAUUCUCUGGGGGUCCUUGCUGUUUUGUUUGUGAAGUUUUCGAUGCCCAGUAUUCCUGACUUUGAGACCUUGUUCUCUCAAGUCCAAAUCUUUAUCAGCACUUGCAAUGGAGAGCACAUUAGAUACGCAACAGACACUUUUGCUGGACUUUGUCAUCAGUUAACAAAUGCACUUGUGGAAAGGAAGCAGCCUCUCCGAGGAAUCUGUGUUCUCAGACAAGCCAUAGACAAGAUGCAAAUGAAUACAAACCAGCUGACCUCAAUUCACGCAGACCUCUGCCAGCUCUGCCUGUUGGCAAAAUGUUUCAAGCCUGCACUUGCUUACUUGGAUGUAGACAUGAUGGACAUCUGUAAAGAAAAUGGGGCAUAUGACGCCAAACCCUUCCUGUGUUACUAUUAUUACGGGGGCAUGAUUUACACAGGCCUGAAGAACUUCGAGAGGGCGCUGUAUUUUUAUGAGCAGGCUAUUACAACUCCAGCCAUGGCUGUUAGUCACAUUAUGUUGGAAUCUUAUAAAAAGUAUAUCCUAGUGUCUUUGAUACUCCUUGGAAAGGUUCAGCAGCUACCUAAAUAUACCUCACAGAUUGUUGUUCGAUUCAUCAAGCCUCUUAGUAAUGCCUACCACGAGUUAGCACAGCUCUAUUCAACUAAUAACCCAACAGAACUUCAGAAUCUGGUGAACAGACAUAGUGAAACGUUUACCAGAGACAACAACAUGGGGCUGGUGAAACAAUGUAUAUCAUCUGUGUACAAGAAGAAUAUUCAGAGGCUCACCAAAACAUUUCUCACCCUCUCGUUACAAGACAUGGCGAGUCGAGUACAGUUGGCUGGAGCUCAAGUGGCAGAAAAAUAUGUUCUCUACAUGAUUGAAGACGGGGAGAUCUUUGCAAGUAUUAAUCAGAAGGAUGGCAUGGUGUGUUUUCAUGAUAAUCCAGAGAAAUAUAACAAUCCUGCUAUGCUUCACAACAUUGAUCAAGAGAUGUUACGAUGUAUAGAUCUUGAUGACCGAUUAAAAGCUAUGGAUCAAGAGAUAACUGUGAACCCUCAGUUUGUUCAGAAG
Messenger RNA from Bombina bombina (fire-bellied toad), 1319 nucleotides. Its product is annotated as COP9 signalosome complex subunit 3-like. NCBI's taxonomy places the organism in Eukaryota, Metazoa, Chordata, Amphibia, Anura, Bombinatoridae. The record is from RefSeq and is a predicted model, not a curated record. Gene Ontology annotation, cellular component: COP9 signalosome. The annotation marks the transcript as partial. The transcript has 11 exons. Gene Ontology annotation, biological process: ubiquitin-dependent protein catabolic process.